AUGUCUAUAACUUCAUUUGACAACAAACCCGGCACAGGCGGUUUCCUGAAAUUCAACUCUGGACCAUCGCGCAUAUACCUAACAUGCGCAUUGCCAGCACCAGAAAAAGCGCUUUUAUCUUGGCGUGAAGAAGGCUACGACGCGCAAUACCUUCCCUACGAUCCUAAUACACAACCUCAAGCGGCUUAUAUACGAACCCUUAAACAACUAUCCGAAACCCUGAAUUUAGGCGAACACUAUGCGAUAAUAGCCUACGGCGACGCAGCCAGUGUCGUCUUGAAAACAGCCCAGAAACCAUUGGCGAAAUGCUGUGCGAUCAUAGCGUUUUAUCCGAGCUUGUUGCCCAGCCCGAAGACCAUGUAUCCAAACUCGCAUCAAUUACAAGUCCAUGUCGCAGGCUUAAGCCAGGCUAGUCCGAGACCUGAUAUGUGCGAAUGGAAAUUGUAUCGGUACGAGAAGAGUGCCAUAGGUUUCGCAGACCCAUCGUCAAGAGCGUAUUCAGAGGUAGAAGCCAACCUGGCGUGGACAAGAGCGCUAGCGUGCGUGCGAAAAGGGUUUGGCAAGAAUGUGGACCUUGAACCGAUUGCGCUGAGUCAUUGGAAUGCGAGAUUUGAGGACGAUGAUCCGGACCGCGCGAGCAUGAGUGUCGUAAAGAAUACGACGCAAGACAGCCCACACGUGACAAUAUUGCCGACAAUGCAGGGAGGUGUGGGACGGAAGAAGCUCGCGGAAUUCUAUGGAGAAUUCUUUGUGCCUAGCCUAGUAGAAGACUUUUCCAUACGAUUGGUCUCCAGGACCAUGGGUGUUAAUCGUAUAGUAGACGAGAUGGUUGUGUCGUUUACACAUUCGGACGAGAUUGACUGGGUAUUGCCAGGUGUACCACCAACGAACAAGCGAGUGGAAAUACCCAUGGUCAGUAUCGUGGCGGUAAGAGGAGACAAGUUGGUCUCGGAGCACAUGUACUGGGAUCAAGCUUCUGUUCUUGUGCAGGUUGGCUUACUAGAUCCUAAGAUGGUGCCGAGGAAGUUGAAAAACGACGGAUUGAAAGCGCUGCCUGUUAUAGGAGCAGAAGCAGCAAAGCAACUUGUUGAACCGCAGCAGAGUCGAUAUAACAAGCUGUUGCAGAUGCAUGGUCUGAUGGACGGUUUGAAUGGCAACUAG
Messenger RNA from Alternaria burnsii, 1161 nucleotides. RefSeq lists its product as uncharacterized. Lineage: Eukaryota; Fungi; Ascomycota; Dothideomycetes; Pleosporales; Pleosporaceae. Gene Ontology annotation, biological process: polyketide metabolic process. The transcript has a single exon. The coding region runs from base 1 to 1161 and encodes 386 amino acids. The record is from RefSeq and is a predicted model, not a curated record.